Messenger RNA from Mytilinidion resinicola, 1681 nucleotides. RefSeq names its product ammonium transporter MepA. The transcript is spliced from 4 exons. Bases 32 to 1465 code for a protein of 477 amino acids. Lineage: Eukaryota; Fungi; Ascomycota; Dothideomycetes; Mytilinidiales; Mytilinidiaceae. Gene Ontology annotation, molecular function: ammonium channel activity. Gene Ontology annotation, cellular component: plasma membrane. Gene Ontology annotation, biological process: ammonium transmembrane transport. The record is from RefSeq and is a predicted model, not a curated record.
GUGGUUCGACCGACCACAGUCUGUAUUCACGAUGUCGACCACUCCUGUAUACGACCCAGCCCAGCCCAACGGCGGCGAUUCGCUCGUUGUGGACGUCAACGCCCAGUAUGCCGGCCUCGAGUACCACUACACCUACCUCGUCUUCUGUGGCUUCAUCGUCUGGCUCAUUAUCCCCGGCAUCGGCCUGCUCUACGGCGGUCUCGCACGCCGAAAGUCGUCCCUGGCCCUGCUCUUUCAGUCCUUGAUGGUCUGCGGAGUUGUAACUUUCCAAUGGAUGUUCUGGGGCUACUCGCUGGCCUACUCGCGCACCGGCAAUGCCUUCAUCGGCGAUCUGGCCAACUUCGGUCUCAAGAAUGUCAUGGCCGCGCCCUCGCCCGGCAGCGCCGUGAUCCCUGAGAUCGUUUUUUGCCUGUACCAGAUGCUCUUCUGCGCCUGCACCGUGCAGCUCGUCAUUGGCGGCUCCUUCGAGCGUGGCCGUAUCAUGCCAUCCCUCGUCUUCUCUUUCUGCUGGGCCACUAUCGUCUACUGUCCUAUUGCGAACUGGACCUGGAACGCCAAUGGCUGGCUGUACAACCUUCCCUCCCUCGACUUCGCUGGGGGCGGACCCGUCCACAUCGCCUCCGGAUGGUCUGCCCUUGCCUACGCCUUUGUUCUAGGCAAGCGCAAGCACACGGGCGAGCCCUCCCACGGCAAGCCGCACAACACCACGCUCAUCUUCCUCGGAACCGUCCUGAUCUGGUUCGGCUGGUUCGGCUUCAACGGCGGCUCCGCACUCAACGGCUCCAUCCGCGCCAUGCUCGCCGCCUUCAACACCAACACGGCCGCCUCCUUCGGCGUCCUCGGCUGGACCCUCGUUGACUACAUCCGCACACGCGGCAAGUUCAGCGUCGUCGGCGCCUGCUGCGGCGCCAUCGCCGGCCUUGUCGGCAUCACCCCCGCCGCCGGCUACGUCUCCGUGUGGAUUGCCGCCCUGAUCGGCUUCCUGACCGCCGUCGUCUGCGCCUCAGUCCAGGACCUCAACAAGUGGCUGCACAUCGACGAGGGCAUGGACGUGUUCAAGCUGCACGGCGUCGGCGGCAUGUGCGGCUCCUUCUUCACCGGCAUCUUCGCUCAGAGUUGGGUGUCGGCGCUCGACGGCUCGUCGCAGUACCCGGGCGGCAUCGACGGCAACGGCGUGCAGGUCGGCAAGCAGUUCGCCGAGAUCUGCGCCAUCUCAUCGUACUCGUUCGUCGUGUCGUGCAUCCUGCUGUACGCGCUCAAGUACAUCCCCGGCAUGCACCUGCGCGUCAGCGAGGAGGGCGAGAUGAUGGGGCUGGACAUCGACCAGUUCUUCGACGAGCAGAUCGGCGACUGGUCCAUGUUCGACCAUGCGACGACGGUGCAUGGCAUCAAGGGGACCGGUGCGACCAGCAGCGCGCAUAGCGUGCAGCAGAGCACGGAGAUUCCUGACACUAAGGAGGCGUAGAUCUGUACUGUAGACUGAGGGAAAGGGAAGAAUGUCGGAGUAGGAGUUUGUGGUGUUACCCUAGACUUUCUCUCUAAUUUAGAAUCGGGCGGUGUGGGUGGUAGAUGGUGUUGACUGUUCUGUUCGAAAAGAUAUCCCCCUUGCGAGAAUUGCUACCGCGCCUAGAACCUAUGUAAUCUAAAGUAAACCAAUAGAGGGUGUGAACCAACCCCGCCG